CUACGGCGCCGUGUAUUUCUGAAAAGAUGGUUUACUCAAAUAAUAUUAACAGAUACUGCAAAAUGGUCAAGUAAGCGGGCGAAGUGAAGUAAAAGUCGUCCGCGGGAGUGCUUUUUUUUAACAAUCGAGUAACGCCCUUUUCUCAAUAGUUCGAAUGAGUAAAUCUCAAACAAGGUUCGAUUUUCUUUCAGUUUACCGUUUCAGUUUUCGAAACACUUUUUAGUUGGUUUGGUUUCGUUUUUUUCCGGACGAAAAAAAAUCUAUUCGAAAACACAACGUCCACCUCGAGAAAACACGUUUGUCAGAUGCUUUCGGCCUUUUUCAAAUUUGUCAACUUCCUGUCGUCUUUGAGUUGACAGUUUCCGAAUUCGGGUGGCGUGAAAGAGAGACAAAAAAACAAAAGAGGUAAAAACAAAAGAACCAUUAUUUAACCUAAAUCAACAGGAAACUCGAAUGCUGAUUGAAUUUUGGCACAAUUGGACGCAAUGGGUAAAUUGCUCUCCAAAAUAUUUGGCAACAAGGAAAUGCGAAUUUUAAUGCUGGGCUUAGAUGCGGCAGGAAAAACAACACUUUUGUAUAAACUGAAAUUGGGCCAGUCAGUAACAACAAUCCCUACAGUAGGCUUCAACGUGGAAACAGUGUCAUAUCGUAAUGUCAAAUUUAAUGUGUGGGAUGUAGGGGGCCAAGAUAAAAUCCGUCCUCUUUGGCGUCAUUAUUAUACCGGAACUCAGGGACUCAUAUUCGUUGUGGAUUGUGCUGACCGUGAUAGGAUCGAUGAAGCGAGACAAGAAUUGCACAGAAUAAUCAAUGAUCGAGAAAUGAGGGAUGCUAUUAUAUUGAUUUUCGCCAACAAACAAGAUCUACCAGAUGCCAUGAAACCGCAUGAAAUCCAGGAGAAACUCGGCUUGACACGAAUUCGUGACAGGAAUUGGUAUGUCCAGCCGUCAUGUGCCACAACCGGGGAUGGGCUCUGCGAAGGGCUCACUUGGCUGACAUCAAAUCACAAGCUAUGAGAACUGUAAAGGCGAAAAAAAAACACAAUUUUCGCCUUUACAGCGAGUUCUGCUGUAUGCACAUGUUUCAUGGGUAGGAUGUUUAUAGGAUUAAAAAAAUGGUACAAUGCUGCGAAAAAAAAAAUAUAUAUGGAAAACAUUUUUUGUUUAAAAGACUAGUGCAAUUUUUUGGUGAAUUGUUAUGACAAAAUUAAACUUGAAAAAAAAUAAUAAAUUUUUGUACGUGUAGUAA
Molecule: messenger RNA, 1245 nt
Organism: Cimex lectularius (bed bug)
Lineage: Eukaryota; Metazoa; Arthropoda; Insecta; Hemiptera; Cimicidae
Gene: Arf51F
Product: ADP-ribosylation factor 6
Exons: 5
Coding region: 486-1013 (175 amino acids)
Biological process (GO): vesicle-mediated transport; intracellular protein transport
Cellular component (GO): cytoplasm
Molecular function (GO): GTPase activity; GTP binding
Source: RefSeq, a predicted model, not a curated record